This is a messenger RNA of Quercus lobata, 1170 nucleotides long. RefSeq lists its product as uncharacterized. The record is from RefSeq and is a predicted model, not a curated record. NCBI's taxonomy places the organism in Eukaryota, Viridiplantae, Streptophyta, Magnoliopsida, Fagales, Fagaceae. Bases 1 to 1170 code for a protein of 389 amino acids. The transcript is spliced from 6 exons.
AUGGCGGUCUGGGGCAAAGGUGGCAAGGUUAUCGAGAUUCCUUUUGCAGUUGGAGCGGCAAGCCUCGAUACCUAUCCAAAACCUGGGGACCACGAUGGAGCCAUUGUGGCAUACCUAGCAAAGGAUAAAUUUAGAAAAGAGGAUGGGAAUGACAUGGCUGCUGAUGUGAGGAGAGGAGUAAAGAAGACAAAGAGGUUGCUGUUAGAAGGUGGGAAGGGGAAGAAACAUGUUUUGCAUAAGAAGUCUGCUGUUUAUGUUCCUCCUGGAUACAAUGCCUUGAGAACAACAUUUUUGCAAAGAGAAAGAGCUCAUGUUGAAAGACUUUUGAAACCAAUUAAGGACUUUUGGCUUGAAAAUGGUGUAAGUAUAGUUUCUAAUGGAUGGUCAGAUCCACAAAGGAGGCCUCUUAUUAAUAUUAUGGCUGUAUUAGAUGGGGGUCCAGUGUUUAUAAAGGCAAUUGAUGGGUUAGGUGAGUUCAAAGACAAACAUUAUAUUGCUGGGGUGUUGAAGGAUGCUAUAAAAGAUAUUGGACAUGAAAAAGUUGUCCAAGUCAUCAUUGAUAAUGUUAGUGUGAUGAAGUCUACUGGAGCUCUUAUUGAAAGUGAGUGUCCUAAAAUAUUUUGGACACUCUGUGUUGUCCACACUCUCAAUCUAGCUUUGAAGAAUAUUUGUGAAGCAAAAAACACUGAAAAGAAUGAAGUUUCAUAUGAGGAAUGUAAUUGGAUUACACGUAUUGCUGAUGAUGCAUCCUUCAUACAUGUUUUUAUCAUGAACCAUUCAAUGAGGGAAGAUGAUGUUGGAAAAGCUCAAAAGGUGAAAGAUAUGAUUCUAAGUGAUUGUUGGUGGGAUACUGUUGAUUAUAUCCUUGAAUUCACAGCACCUAUUUAUGAUAUGCUACGAGUAGCCGACACAGAUAAUCCUUGUCUUCAUCUUGUGCGCAAUGAGGAGUAUGUAAAUACAACAACAAAGAUGUGGGAUAUUGCAGGAGAUUUUUGGAAUGAGAGCAACAUACAUGGAGGAGUUGGAAUUCUUGAGAAUGCUGCUUUUACACUUGAUGAACUAGAGUUGGAGGCCAUGGUUAUUGGGAAUGUUAGCACUAGUGUUACUACUAGUGAAAGUGAAGUUCGAAGUGAAGCUAUUAAUCUUGAAGAUGAUGAUGGUUGUAUUUGA